Molecule: messenger RNA, 465 nt
Organism: Talpa occidentalis (Iberian mole)
Lineage: Eukaryota; Metazoa; Chordata; Mammalia; Eulipotyphla; Talpidae
Product: CMRF35-like molecule 5
Exons: 3
Coding region: 1-465 (154 amino acids)
Cellular component (GO): plasma membrane
Molecular function (GO): transmembrane signaling receptor activity
Source: RefSeq, a predicted model, not a curated record
AUGGACGUGUUUUUUCCAGGCUCCUCUGACGUCACGGGUCCAGGCGCAGUGAAGGGCUGGGAGCGGGGCUCGCUGACCGUGUGGUGUCGCUAUGGCCGAGGCUACGAGACCCACAAGAAGUGGUGGUGUCGAGGGGCUCACUGGGGCAGCUGCAACAUCCUUGUUCGAACCACCGGCUCGGAGCAGGAGGUGAAGAAGGGCCGCGUGUCCAUCAGGGACCAUCAAAGAAACCGCACGAUCACCGUGACCAUGGAGGCGCUCACGCGGGACGAUGCGGACACUUACUGGUGUGGGGUUGAGAGAGAAGGACAUGACCUUGGGGCCCAAGUUAAAGUGACCGUUGACCCAGCAGCCACUACAGUGUCCACCACCACCACCACCUCCUCCUCCACAGCGCCUGUCACCCCAGAAGAAGACAAAGGCUCCCCGACUAUACCCGACAGCAGGUGGGCGGACUGGGUCUGA